Messenger RNA from Linum trigynum, 4042 nucleotides. The record is from the annotation of a GenBank genome assembly. NCBI's taxonomy places the organism in Eukaryota, Viridiplantae, Streptophyta, Magnoliopsida, Malpighiales, Linaceae.
CACAUUGUCGAGAAGUAAUUGUUUCAAUUUUAGUUUCACCCCAGUAAACAAAAAUAAGAAUCCAUAUCUAUAGGCAAUACAUGUUUUCAUCAGCCAUUGUCUGGGUUGGCAAUUUGUAUUAUUGGUGAUUUUGAUUUUCACAGAGUAGGGUUAAUGCAUCUUAACGAAGGGAUCUGAAGCUAAUUCUAUUCAUAUUUUACGCAGGAGUCUUUCUAAAGUUACUGGUUGAACGGUUGUACCAUUCUUGCAAAGGAGAGCUUACAAAGUACAUUCGUUGAGGUGGAGCUGAAAACUGCUGAUUCAGAGGCAUUUAAUGCUGAUUAUGAUGGUUUCUACCCACAAAAAACAAUUCCCUGUAAGUCCUGCCUUCUACUGAACUUUUUCAUGUCAGUUCACCACUAAGGACCUUAGUGACUCGAUUAAUGGCUUUGGCCACUCUUCGAACUUGAUGUUGCACAGCCUUCCAUGAAUGUUCAGUAUUCAUACUCUUUGCCUGCUCUAUUGCAUCAUCAAUUCCUGGGAAGUACUUUGUUCCAGACACAUUAUGCUUGGCAGAUGCAUAUAUCUGUCCCAUAGAAUGUUAUUCCACCAUUGACUUGGACCGUUAGAACUUGCAAUCAUUUGUAGAAUGCCGACAUGGUCUGAACUUUUUACUUUAAGCUAUGUUGACGGUGUAGUGGGAAAUGGUGUCGAAAUAUGUAGGCAGAAUAAUAUCGAUCAGAAAAUGGUAAUAAAAAGUUAGAAGCAUACCAUAUGGUUAUACCAUGGUCUUGCAGACGUCCCUCUCGGUCAAGAAAUGCUCGCUCAGCCAUCAUUUUCCUGUCAUUGAUCUCCCUCAGUCUAGUGAAGUCUGUCUUCACAAUUGAUGCCCAUCUUCUGGUUUCUUCGAUCACCUAUAGAUGCCAGCAUACCUUGUUAGUUCAUUACUUGCUAUUAUCAAUCUCCUGUUGCAUAGGCCUAGCUCAUACAACCUUUAUCUCAUUGUUCAUUGUGGCUGCUGGUUUUGAUAGUGCAGCAACUGAAGCAAGGGAGUAACUGUGAUAUGAUUUGGUAUUUGGUCCUCCAACAGCUGUGGUAUUCUUGAUAAUGUCCAGGUUAUCGAAUCAUACACCGCCGAGGUUCUUUAGGGAUUGAUGACCACUUUGAAUCAUGCAAGUAAGUUAUUGUACUUCUUGGUUUGGGAUGAGGGUAGGCUGCAUGUAUCUUCAGACUAGAAGUAUUAUACUUCGAAAUACAGCGUGUUUGUUACCUCCUCCAUAAGAUAUUUUAUGGGACACGCUUCAGCAACAUGCUGUACAAUGCUCUGCAAAAUCCUUUCUAAUGCUGGAAUCCUGUUUGUUACCUCCUUUCAAAUACCGGUCGCCCAGGUAAGAGCGGCGACAGAGGUUAAUAACUUGUUAUAGUUCACGUCACCGUAACUUAGAAUUUAACAGAUUCGCCCUAACAAACUCUUUUAAGUAUAAUUCUCUAGCAUCUCGUGACCAUAUUUACAAUUUCCCAAACCCAGUAACCCACGACACACAUAUCAGCAACACAAAACGUCGGCUAAAAGCCAAAAUGCAAACAACAAAAGUAAAAAUUGUAACCAGACACAUAUAGCGACUUGUGGUGCCAAAGCCAUCCACAUCGAAAACCCACUUGACUAAGACUAGCAAUUUAGUAUCGAGCCUCUCUUAUCUAGACCGAGACACAAGCCAAUGGUCCAACGAAUCAGGCUUUUAAUUUCCACUAGAGCUCCAACAUCGUUCCACCUUAUGAAGUUCAGGCAACAAGUCGUUACGGCCAUGAUCAGGAGACUGACUUGUUCGUUGAAGGCCUCAUAUUCCCUCUACAAGAACCUUGUUCACAUCCGGAAAAGCAUUACAUUAGGUUAGUGAUUAAAAAGGAUGGGAAAAGUUGUAGAAGUGCUUACCCUAGUUGCCAACUUACCGUCCGUCAAAGCUGGACAUAUGUCGCACUCGUAAAUAACUAGAGCGUUAACAGGAAACAGAAUCACGUUUAACAAUCUCCAGUACAAUCUAUCCAUACAUUACAUGUAUUCUCUUUCGGUUUGCUUCAAAACCAUGAUAUUAACUUAACCUCAUAAACAUACAUCAUCAAGCUAGCUAUAGACCAUACUAUAUUAGCCAGGGGUCGACAUUGGAACAAUAUAUUCAACCCUCACAGAAGAAACACACAAACAAACACAUGCAAAAAAGAAGUAAAACAGCAGCUAGCAUCACUCACGGGAGCCAAACAACAAGACAACUCAACAAACAACCACACACACUCACCACCAACAACAAAAGCAGGGCACUCUGCCUUAGCCUUAUUCUAUUCCUCUCUUCUUCUUCUUCCACUUUUCUUCCCCUCUUCUCUUUUUCUGCUCUCUGCCCUCCUCUCCUCUGUGGCCCAAAUGAUAUAGUGGGGGCAGCACAAAAACCGCCCGUGAACUCUCUCAUAUCAUCAUCUCACAUUCUCACUCUCUUCUUCCUUAACUUCCUUGUCCUCUUCAAGCUCAAUGUCACUUUCCACCCAUAACCUCCCAGAAAAAAGUACCCUCUCUCCCUCCAUAAAUAUACACACACACUCAUAACAAUAACAGAGGCCAUGUUGGUCCAUAGACUUGCUUCAUUGAGUUUCCUACAAUGUCACUCUUCCCCAAUUCCAUGUUUCUUCUCAUACUCCUGCUGCUGAAUUCAGGGCUAACGGCAUUUUGUCACACCAAGGGGCUGAGGCCGGGAAACUCAAUGGGAAACCAACAGGUUCCUCCUCCUCCCGUGAAUUCCACAAGGACCCAAUUCUCAGAACAGCAGUUCCUCAAGUGGGUCAGGUUCGUUGGAAGCUUAAAGCACUCUGUCUUCAGAGCAGCAAAGAACAAGCUCUUCCCUUCCUUCACCCUCACCGUCGACCGGAACCCGGCCGCCGGGGACUUCACCUCCAUUCAGGACGCCGUCGAUUCCCUCCCUUUCAUCAACAUCGUCCGGGUCGUGAUCAAGGUCCAUGCAGGAGUUUACACAGAGAAGGUGAGCAUACCGCCGUUGAAGUCAUUCAUAACGAUAGAAGGUGCUGGGGCGGAGAAGACAAUAGUACAAUGGGGGGACACAGCCAAAACCCCCGGCCCAAGAGGACACCCAAUGGGCACCUACGCUUCCGCCACGUUUGCCGUCAAUUCCCCCUUCUUCAUAGCCAAGAACAUCACUUUCAAGAAUACGACGCCGGUUCCAGCGCCGGGAGCCGCGGGGAAGCAGGCGGUGGCGUUCAGGAUAUCGGCCGACACGGCGGCGUUCCUGGGGUGCAGAUUCCUGGGAGCGCAAGACACUCUGUAUGAUCAAUUGGGGAGGCAUUACUACAAAGAUUGCUACAUUGAAGGGUCCGUCGAUUUCAUAUUCGGCAACGGAUUGUCCCUCUUCGAGGGGUGUCAGGUUCAUGCAGUAGCGCAGUAUACAGGGGCGCUAACGGCGCAGGGGAGGAGCAGCCUGUUGCAGGAUACAGGGUUCUCGUUCGUCAACUGUAAGGUCACGGGGUCGGGUGCCCUUUAUCUGGGGAGGGCUUGGGGUCCUUUCUCGAGGGUCGUUUUUGCCUACACUUACAUGGACAACAUCAUCAUCCCCAAAGGCUGGUAUAAUUGGGGAGAUCCUACUCGAGAAUUGACUGUUUUCUAUGGCCAAUACAAGUGUAGAGGGCCCGGAGCUAGUUUCGCCGGCAGGGUGGCGUGGUCCCGAGAGCUCACCGACGAAGAAGCUAAGCCCUUUCUUUCGCUCAGCUUCGUCGACGGCUCCGAAUGGAUCAAAUUGGAAAUAUGAUAAGAGUUUUGGGUCCUUUUGGAUAUUUUUUUCACUCCCUAGUAUGAUAGUUGUAAUUUUUUUUUUUUUUUUUUACUCAAGUCUAUUUCUUCUGUUUUCCCCCUUUAGCUUUGUAAAAAGGAAAGCUAGGUUCUUAGUUUUGCCCAUUUAGGGCCUUUUUAGGAUUUAGUAGUGGGGAUAAUAUUUACUUAAAGCGGGGAUAAGUACUCUUAUCAGGAGCCAUUUCCUAAUGAUUAUAAUAAAUGCUAAUGGCAAGG